CGCGCGCGCGCGCUCCGAGGGCGGCUCCGCCUCCGCGGGCUCGCGACUCUCAGGCCGCGUCCGAGGCCGAGCCGGGCUCCGGCUCCAGCUCCGGGUCCGAGUCCGAGUCCGGGGCAUCGCGGGGGUGGAGGCCGGAGCGCGGGCCAUGGCGGAGCGGCAGCGCGGCGGCGGCGGAGGGGGCGGCGGCGGGGGGCUGGAGGCCGGGGCGCUGCCGCCCGACGUGCGCGAGGGCCUGGCCGAGCUGGAGCUGGAGCUGUCUGAGGGUGACAUCACUCAAAAAGGCUACGAGAAGAAGAGGGCAAAGCUGCUGGCGCGCUACAUCCCACCCAUCCAAGGUGUAGACCCCUCUCUGCAAGCAGACAGCAGAGUCCCAGGGUCCUCGCAGACUCCAGCCGCCAGCUCCAAACAGCAAAAGGCACGUUCCGCCAACGCGAGGGAUGAGCGCUUCCGAUCUGACGUCCACACCGAAGCCGUACAAGCCGCGUUAGCCAAGUACAAAGAGAGGAAGAUGCCCAUGCCUUCCAAGAGACGCUCCGUCCUCGCGCACUCCUCUGUGGAGACCUACACCCCUCCAGACACAUCCUCGGCCUCAGAAGAUGAGGGCUCACUCCGGCGGCAAGGGCGACUCACUUCUACUCCGUUCCAGAGCCAUUCCAACGUAGAACCCUGGCUUCAUCGGGUCAUUCAGGGCUCCUCCACCUCAUCUUCUGCAUCCUCCACUUCAUCCCACGCGGGAGGGAAACCUGCUGCCGCUUCCAAUACAGCUCCCGCCGCCGCCGCUGCCACAGUGCUUGCAGAUCUCAUGGCCCACGCUCAGCUAGAUAACCAUCCUGCACCUCCUGAUGUGACCACUGGCCUUGUAGAACUGCCCUCCCGUGAGCGCCCCCAGGUUGCCUCUGUGAGAGGGGUCCCUCGAGGCUAUAGCAGCAGCAUGUUGGAGACAGCUGAUGGUGUUCCAGUGAAUAGCAGAGUGUCUUCAAAAAUUCAGCAGCUUCUGAAUACCUUAAAGAGACCAAAGCGCCCUCCUCUGAAGGAAUUCUUCGUGGAUGAUUUUGAAGAACUGUUGGAAGUCCACCAGCCGGACCCCAAUCAACCCAAGCCCGAGGGAAGUCAGAUGACCGUGCUCCAAGGGGAGCCUUUAGGUGUGGUUUCCAACUGGCCUCCGUCCCUCCUGGCUGCCCUGCAGCAUUGGGGCACGACACAGCCCAAGGCCCCUUGUCUCACAGCCUUGGAUACAACUGGGAAAGCCAUCUACACCCUCACCUAUGGCAAACUCUGGAGUCGAAGUGAAAAGCUGGCAUACACCCUCCUUAACAAGCUCGCCAGUAAGAGUGAGCCCCUGCUUAAACCUGGAGACCGGGUGGCCCUCGUUUUCCCAAAUAGUGAUCCUGUGAUGUUCAUGGUGGCGUUCUAUGGGUGCCUCCUGGCAGAACUUAUUCCUGUGCCAAUAGAAGUGCCGUUAACAAGAAAGGAUGCUGGUAGCCAACAGAUUGGCUUUCUCUUGGGCAGCUGUGGGGUGACGCUGGCCCUGACUACAGACGCUUGUCAGAAGGGGUUGCCCAAGGCGCCCACGGGAGAGGUGGCCACAUUCAAAGGCUGGCCUCGCCUAGUUUGGUUUGUCAUAGAUGGGAAGCAUUUGGCAAAACCGGCCAAGGACUGGCACCCCCCAGUGCGAGAUGCCAGUGCUGAAACCGCGUACAUCGAGUAUAAGACGAGCAAAGAAGGCAGCACGGUGGGAAUUACCAUAUCUCACGCCUCCAUGUUAGCCCAGUGUCAUGCAUUAACCCAAGCCUGUAGUUACUCAGAAGCGGAGACUUUAACCAACGUGCUGGACUUCAAACGGGACGCUGGCCUGUGGCAUGGAGUGCUGACCAGUGUCAUGAACCGAAUGCACGUUGUCAGUAUUCCUUAUGCCCUCAUGAAAGUGAACCCCCUUUCGUGGAUACAGAAAGUGUGCUCCUAUAAAGCCCGGGUGGCGUUAGUGAAAUCCCGAGACAUGCACUGGUCUCUCCUGGCCCAGCGAGAUCAGAGGGACGUCAGCUUGAGCUCCCUGCGGAUGCUGAUUGUGGCCGACGGAGCCAAUCCGUGGUCGGUAUCGUCCUGUGAUGCGUUCCUCAAUGUCUUUCAGUCCAGAGGGUUGAGACCCGAGGUUAUCUGCCCCUGUGCCAGCUCCUCCGAGGCACUCACUGUUGCCAUCCGCAGACCCCCCGAUUCCGGUGGCCCUCCCCCAGGCAAAACUGUGCUAUCCAUGAACGGCCUCAGCUAUGGUGUGAUUCGAGUAGACACGGAAGAAAAGUUGUCUGUAUUGACUGUUCAGGAUGUUGGCCAGGUCAUGCCUGGAGCCAGCGUGUGUGUGGUGAAGGUAGAAGGCACCCCUUACCUCUGCAGAACGGACGAAGUGGGAGAAGUGUGUGUCCACUCUGGAGCCACUGGGGCUGCCUACUACGGCCUGGUUGGAAUCACCAGGAACGUGUUCGAGACUGUUCCGGUCACGGCAGGAGGUGUGCCCAUUUCUGACCAGCCUUUUACGCGGACAGGAUUGCUGGGCUUUAUUGGGCCAGACCAGCUGGUGUUUGUCGUGGGCAAGCUGGACGGGCUGAUGGCGGUCGGCCUCCGCAGGCACAGCGCGGACGACGUGGUGGCCACCGCUUUGGCGGUAGAACCGAUGAAGUUCGUCUACAGAGGAAGAAUAGCCGUGUUCUCGGUGACCGUCUUGCACGAUGACCGUAUAGUGCUGGUGGCCGAGCAGCGUCCAGAUGCGUCGGAGGAGGACAGUUUUCAGUGGAUGAGCCGGGUCCUGCAGGCAAUAGACAGCAUCCAUCAGGUCGGCGUGUACUGUCUCGCCCUGGUCCCUGCCAACACUUUGCCCAAAGCUCCACUUGGGGGAAUCCACAUCUCCGAAACCAAGCAGCGCUUUCUUGAGGGCACUCUGCACCCCUGCAAUGUCCUAAUGUGCCCUCACACGUGUGUCACUAACCUUCCCAAGCCUCGCCAGAAGCAGCCAGAAGUUGGGCCUGCCUCCAUGAUUGUUGGGAACCUCGUUGCUGGGAAGAGAAUCGCACAGGCCUCGGGGCGAGACGUCACACAGCUGGAGGACAACGACCAGGCAAGAAAGUUUUUGUACCUGGCGGAUGUCUUGCAGUGGCGGGCCCAGACCACCCCAGACCACCCUCUGUUCCUGCUGCUGAAUGCCAAGGGCACCAUCACCAGUGCUGCCACCUGUGUCCAGCUGCACAAGAGGGCCGAAAGAAUAGCAGCUGCCCUGGGCGAGAGGGGCCGGCUGAACGUCGGUGACCACGUGGCUUUGGUCUACCCUCCAGGUGUGGACCUCAUCGCCACCUUUUAUGGCUGUCUGUACGCCGGCUGCGUUCCCAUCACGGUGCGCCCCCCUCAUCCCCAGAAUCUCGCCACCACUCUGCCCACUGUCAAGAUGAUUGUCGAAGUCAGCAAGUCCACGUGUAUUCUGACAACCCAAGCAAUAAUGAAGCUGCUGAAGUCCAAGGAAGCGGGUGCUGCCGUGGACGUGAAGACGUGGCCAACCAUCUUAGACACAGAUGACCUCCCAAAGAAGAGGGUAGCGAGUGUUUUUCGGCCUCCCUCCCCCGACAUGCUGGCUUACUUAGACUUCAGCGUUUCCACCACGGGCAUAUUAGCAGGAGUCAAGAUGUCUCACGCAGCCACAAGUGCCUUAUGCCGGUCGAUCAAGCUUCAGUGUGAAUUGUACCCGUCCCGGCAGAUCGCUGUCUGCCUGGAUCCCUACUGCGGCCUGGGCUUCGCCCUCUGGUGCUUGUGCAGUGUCUAUUCAGGACACCAGUCCCUCCUGGUCCCUCCACUCGAACUUGAAAACAACGUGUCCUUGUGGCUGUCGGCCGUGAGCCAGUAUCGAGUCCGUGUCACCUUCUGCUCUUACUCCGUCAUGGAGAUGUGCACCAAAGGGCUGGGGACACAAACAGAUCUUCUCAGGGCAAAAAGUGUGAACCUGUCCUGCGUGCGCACGUGUAUGGUGGUUGCAGAAGAGAGACCACGGAUCGCAUUAACACAGUCCUUCUCCAAGCUCUUCAAAGACCUGGGUCUCUCUGCCCGGGCCGUGAGCACCACAUUCGGAUGCAGAGUGAAUGUAGCCAUUUGCUUACAGGGCACCGCCGGCCCCGACCCCACCACGGUAUACGUCGACAUGCGGGCCUUGCGCCAUGACAGGGUGCGACUAGUAGAACGGGGUUCUCCACACAGUUUACCAUUGAUGGAGUCUGGAAAGAUUCUCCCCGGAGUCAAAGUCAUCAUCGCUCAUACAGAGACAAAGGGCCCCCUUGGCGACUCCCACCUGGGCGAGAUUUGGGUGAGCAGUCCACACAACGCCACAGGCUAUUACACGAUCUAUGGCGAGGAGUCUCUGCACGCUGACCACUUCAGUGCUCGGCUCAGUUUUGGAGACACCCAGACCAUCUGGGCCAGGACGGGCUACCUGGGGUUUCUCCGAAGAACGGAUCUCACUGAUGCCAGUGGAGAGAGGCACGAUGCCCUGUAUGUGGUUGGCUCUCUGGAUGAAACCCUGGAACUGAGAGGCAUGAGGUACCACCCGAUCGACAUCGAGACCUCUGUAAUCAGAGCCCACAAGAGCAUUGCUGAGUGUGCUGUGUUUACGUGGACCAACCUGCUGGUGGUGGUGGUGGAGCUGGAAGGCCCCGAGCAGGAAGCCCUGGACUUGGUGGCACUGGUGACCAACGUGGUUCUCGAGGAGCACUUCCUCAUUGUGGGCGUGGUGGUCAUUGUGGACCCCGGUGUCAUCCCCAUCAAUUCUCGGGGCGAGAAGCAGCGCAUGCACCUGCGGGACGGAUUCCUGGCUGACCAGCUGGACCCUAUUUAUGUGGCCUACAACAUGUGACAGCAGGACCCGGACGCCCCAGCACUGAGAUUCUGAGCCCCGCUGCCGCAUGGUGCCGCAUAAUACUGUGCGCUGCUCAGAGUCAAAGCCCCCUGGUGGGGUCGGGAGGCGAGGGCGGGGCGGAUCACAUGCACAGCUGCUUCCGGUUUCCCAGCCACGCUUCCUUGCCUGUCAUCUUUGCCCCUUUGUCCAUUCCAACAGUUGUCAGUAGCCAGUUUGAGGGAGAGAUCCCUGGAAUUCUUUGAGAUGUGCUCCAGACUGGCAAGGGCCCCAGAGCAGUCCAGAUGUCAGUCGUCUGGGGCCCUGGGCCGGCGGCAGGGGCCAGAACAGAAGGGGGUGCGCUCCACCCCCUCAGGACGGUGUCGGUUCUGCUCCCAGGAUCCUGCUGUGUUGUGCCCAUGGAGGGGCUGAGAGUGGUGUUGGCACGUGGCUCGGGGGCUUUGCAGAUGCAGGCUUUGCUCUCUACUGUAUUCUGAGUGUUUUUGCACAUGUUUUAAAAAUUGGAGAUGCAAUACUUGCUUUUUUAUGGUUUGUUUAUUUGAUUGACCUGUUUACUCCCAUGUCCAGGAGACAAGUCCACUCAUACCACAUUAAAUCUGGAAGGGACCAUAGAAAUAAAGCAGUGCAACCUCCUCAUUUUAAAGGUGUGGAAACUGAGGCCCGGGAAGGGGCCAGUGACCGACAGAGCCAGAAGCAGGACCCAGGUCCGCUGCCCCCUCCUGAGGGCUUGCUCCCCAUCCCCACCCUCCCCCCCAUGUCACUCCGCUUCCCCCAGUGCCCAGUCUCUCAUUUCUCAGUUAUCCUGUUAAACCCUGCAGGCCUGUAAAAAUGAAUUCUGCAUUUCAGAGUUACUAAUGCUCAAUAAUAGUGCCAUAUUGGACUGGAUUGCAGUCAGCUUCUAAAGGUUUCACAUGGAGGAGCCUUCGGUACUUUCUGCUUAUGCCCAUGCUUGUUCCUAUGACACUAAAAUGUUUGUGAGGAAAGUUAUCGUCCACACAAAGGAAUCUUGUGAGAUGGCUUGUUUUCAUUCCAGACUGAUAAGAUCUGGAGUGUGGGACCAGAGAACAUGCCUGGAAAAGGCCUGCGGCAGCUCUGGGAAGUCUUGUCUCACUCAAAUACACACACACACACACACACACUCACACACACGUGCACACAUGCAUACAUACAUGUGCACGCACAUCCCCUUCCAGGCAGGUUGAAUCUAUUGCUGCUGCUGCUGCUGCUGCUGCUGUACACGCUUUGACGUGGUAGUCAUGCCCCUGUGACAUGGGUUUGCUCCAAGCACGAGUGGUCGGGUCAUGCUCCACUUUGACUCUCCAGCUGGAAUGUUAGCCUGAUAGACUGUUGCAGUGAAGGUGGAUCAGAGCAGAGGCGCCAAGUAUUUGAAGACAGGCACGAUUCUAACAAAAAGAUUAUUUUUAUAUGCUAAUAAAAAAGUAUGUUCUACGUGGUUAGUUUUGGGGGACGGGGGUAUGUCUGAUGCAUGUGCUCACCAAGAGAGCCAGGUUUCUCUGCAAGGUUAAUCUGCCUGAAUCAGUGCCUAAGAAAGCUGGCUGUUCUUCAGUAUAUGGAAACCAAAUGAGCCUCACUGACAUGGCGGGCAGAUUGUAGAGGAUUGCCCUUAUUUGCCAACAAGUAACUCCAUAGAGAGCAGUUCUGUUUGCCCUUGUGGUGUUUGACUGUGGUGUAUGAUAAAAAUGCAUAUUAAAACUCUAAUUAGACAUAUUGUAAUUAUGUACAGAAUUGUAUAACUUAUUAUUUGAAGCCCAGUGGUCUUAGAAUGGACCAGUGGACGUUCCUUAUAACGGGAUGGCUGGUGAGAGAGAAGAACCGCCUAACCCUAAUUUUCAUGUGGUAGUUUUAUAGCAAAUAAAGCAUUGUAAGAUUUUUGUAUCGAAAGAUUGGUGACAGGAAGACAAGUUGCCUUGUAAAGUAAGAUUUUCAAAAGCACAUUAAAAACAUUUAAAAUUA
Molecule: messenger RNA, 6856 nt
Organism: Phascolarctos cinereus (koala)
Lineage: Eukaryota; Metazoa; Chordata; Mammalia; Diprotodontia; Phascolarctidae
Gene: DIP2A
Product: disco interacting protein 2 homolog A
Cellular component (GO): cell surface
Source: RefSeq, a predicted model, not a curated record